Messenger RNA from Botrytis byssoidea, 1191 nucleotides. RefSeq lists its product as uncharacterized. NCBI's taxonomy places the organism in Eukaryota, Fungi, Ascomycota, Leotiomycetes, Helotiales, Sclerotiniaceae. The record is from RefSeq and is a predicted model, not a curated record. The coding region runs from base 1 to 1191 and encodes 396 amino acids. The transcript has a single exon.
AUGACAGUAUCGCUUAAAGAUCCACUGUCAUCAGACAGCCGUUCACCAAAUUCCUUGGUUAGAUCGAACAGUGUUACAAUACCGCUUGUACACAGACCAUGUUCCUUGCCCAAAGAGACAAAAAAGUCUGCUGAAAUACAUAAUUUAACAUUCAUAAUUGAUGGGUAUCGUCGUACCAUUAGGCCAGUAUAUCCCAUCUCUCUUACUACAAUCAAGCCAAAAGAUUUGAGAGAAACCGCAGUUGCGAGAAGAAAAUGCAGAACCAAUAGGAGCACCAGUAAAUUACCUCAACUUGUUCGGCCCUUCAAAAACCCACCACAAUGUCUCUUGCCACCACCAUACAAUCCUAAAAGUACAGCAUGGGAGGAUUUGUUCUUGAAGCUGCCGUUAUAUGUUCGUUGGAUGAUAUACGAUCAGCUUUCAGUCAUAAGACAAGACCCGGUACUAAUUAGAUCACCUCUUUCUUCUGCCUAUAAAGAAAGCCACAAGACGUUAACAAAUUCUCACGCUAUUCUUAGAGUGAGCAAGACGAUUCAUCAUGAUGUUGCUGAGUACUUUUAUACCAAUACUCAUUUUGUUAUUGGAAGUUGGAGAUGGGACCAGGAACCGGAACUUGAGCCUUCUCCUGACGGUAUACAAACUUUUCUUACUUGGACCCCACGACAUUAUGUCAAUUGUAUAACCAAACUUACUAUUCUGGCCCGUCUUGUCGUAUACUUUAGAAAAACAGAAUUCGCACACGCCGAUCUCAUGUAUUUUGAGGCUAUGACAAUUGUCGCAAAAGAAAGCUUCGUUAAUCUGCGAAUUUUGUCUCUUUUGUUCACUGAGUUUGACGGUGUGUGUGUUCCAGAUUGUCCACUAGAUGUUGGAGUUAAGACGGAUGGAUGGCAUCAAACUGUAUACUCUUCGUUCAAGAAGUUGUUGAAUCAUCAAAGUCUUCAAGAGAUAUACUUGGGGGUGGACUUGAUGGGAAAGCCAGCUCGAUAUAAAGGAAUCCGCGCUUGGGAUCAAUUACUAAAUCGUGACGCUUUCAUAUUGAUCAAGGAGAUGGCGAAGUACGCUACGGUGGAGCACGGGUCAUGGAUAUUUUAUGGUGAAGAAGACUGGGACAAACUUUUUACACGGGGGGAAGACCAUAAUGAUUAUUAUUUUGAUCCUGAACUCUGUCCGAUUGCUAGAAAGUCUGUUUAA